AUGUCAAAAGCUGCCCGCACAGACAUCCUUACCAUCCAGGCCAUUGGCUGGAACAAGCGGAAGACAGAAAAUCUUGACCGGACUUUGGCGAAACGACACAUCAAGACUGUGCAGAGGAUUGCUGAAGCGUCUGAGGAGCUCAAGAAAUUGGCUGGAGAGUUGUCUAUUCAGGAAGACACUGUUCAGCAAUGGGUGUCUGAUGUUCAACAGUGGACUGCAGAAGGACCAUGCAGUCAAAAUGAACUUGAAAAAACCAUUGAAGGACUGUAUCUCAGCAUUAAGCAGCGGAAAUAUCAGCUGUAUCGUCAGGCUGAUGGCAACAAGAGAAGACAUCUGCUUAGAAAAAAGAUUUCAGUGGAAAAGAGAUCCUUAGAAGAUGCCAUCACAAAAUACAAUGCUGUUGUGCCAGAAACUGGCAAACUCCCUUCUCCCAACAAGCUCCUGGCUGAGGAAAACUAUUCCUGGCCUUGGGAAUGUCAUGGUGAUAUGUUUAAGAAAAAAAAGGUCUUCGACAAGGUAAUGCUGCUGAACCACCUGAAGGAAGAGGAGGUCAUUGUUGUCCGUGAAGUCAAGCAGCACUGGGAGUACAUGAGGAAUAUGGCUGGAAAUAUUGAAGAGAUUUCCUCCCAGCUUUCAGAAGGGAUCACUCAGCAAAGCGGCACAGAUGCAUUGACUGGGAGAGGACGUGAGGGGCUACUCUUGUCUGCUGAAGAGAAGACUGUCAGCAAUUCAAGCUCAGCAGGGUGCAGCUCGCUCAACGUACCAACGUGUUUUUGGAUCGCAAGCCUUGUCUCUCGAUGAUUCGUCCACUGGUGAUGAAGAACCCCAUGAUAGCAGCUCCUCCACCGAAGAUGAAGAACACUACGAUUGUAGCUCCUCUUCUGAACUUUGACCUCCCUCAUUAAAAAAUUAGGAAAACUGUUGUUAUUGUUGAUUACCUGGCCUGCAGUAUGAAUGUGAAAUGUUAAAAUAAACUGUCCUGCAAUUGACUCUUUUUCUGAGUUAUGUACUAUUACUAUUUUGAAGUAGAUGCUGAUGCUUUUUAUGUAAAUUAUGAAUUAUUAAUUUGAGAUUUGUUGGUAGGGCAGUGAAAUACGGCUUUUCAUGCAGCCUCA
Synchiropus splendidus (mandarinfish) is the source of this 1115-nucleotide messenger RNA. RefSeq lists its product as uncharacterized. The coding region runs from base 1 to 801 and encodes 266 amino acids. The record is from RefSeq and is a predicted model, not a curated record. The transcript has 7 exons. Lineage: Eukaryota; Metazoa; Chordata; Actinopteri; Syngnathiformes; Callionymidae.